Patiria miniata (bat star) is the source of this 7238-nucleotide messenger RNA. RefSeq names its product AP-3 complex subunit delta-1-like. The record is from RefSeq and is a predicted model, not a curated record. The transcript has 32 exons. Gene Ontology annotation, biological process: synaptic vesicle budding from endosome; Golgi to vacuole transport; anterograde synaptic vesicle transport. Bases 193 to 3966 code for a protein of 1257 amino acids. Lineage: Eukaryota; Metazoa; Echinodermata; Asteroidea; Valvatida; Asterinidae. Gene Ontology annotation, cellular component: terminal bouton; membrane coat; presynaptic endosome.
AUCUCAGCACCGCCAUAUUGUUCAUGUACAAGAAAUUUUCGUGUGCAAACCAAUGGCGAUGAGACUGUAACGUUGCAGGUAUGGACACUUGUUUCAGUUGAAAUUUAUUCGCUGAUUCGCCCACUUCCUCGGCCAAAAUACAGAAUUUCUUGACUUCUUAGAGAUAGCUGGCCUCCAGAUUGCCAAGUCGUCAUGGCUCUGAAGAAGGUGAAGGGGAGUUUGGAGCGCGUUUUCGACAAGAAUUUGCAGGAUUUGGUGAGAGGCAUCCGCAACAACAAAGAUAGCGAGGCCAAGUACAUAGCAUCAUGCAUAGAUGACAUCAAACAAGAGUUGAGACAAGAGAAUAUUGCAGUCAAAGCCAAUGCAGUCGCUAAGCUCUACUACUUGGAAAUGCUUGGCUAUGACAUCAGCUGGGCGGCUUUCAACAUUAUUGAGGUGAUGAGCUCGUCUAAGUUUACUUUCAAACGUAUCGGCUACUUGGCUGCAUCUCAGAGCUUCCAUGAAGGAACGGAUGUGCUCAUGCUCACUACAAACAUGAUCAGAAAGGAUAUUAACAGUACGAACCAGUACGAUGCUAGCGUGGCCAUGAACGGUCUUGCAUGUUUCACAUCCCCUGACCUGGCCAGAGAUUUGGCUAACGAUCUCAUGAGUUUGAUGGCUUCCACAAAACCCUACAUCAGGAAAAAGGCAGUGCUUCUAAUGUACAAAAUCUUCCUCAAGUUCCCAGAAGCACUGAGGCCAGCCUUCCCACGAUUAAAGGACAAACUGGAAGAUCCAGAUCCAGGUGUUCAGUCAGCGGCUGUCAAUGUCAUAUGUGAAUUGGCUCGUAAGAAUCCCAAGAACUAUUUGUCAUUGGCACCGCUAUUCUUCAAGCUGAUGACCAGCUCUACCAACAACUGGAUGUUGAUCAAGAUCAUUAAACUGUUUGGAGCUUUGACACCGCUGGAGCCAAGACUAGGCAAGAAAUUAUUGGAACCUCUGACAAAUCUCAUUCACAGUACAUCGGCUAUGUCGCUGCUCUAUGAAUGUAUCAACACUGUCAUCUCCGUUUUGAUUUCGUUAUCUUCAGGAAUGCCCGACCACUCCGCGUCAAUACAGCUCUGUGUUCAAAAGCUGUGCAUUCUCAUUGAAGAUACGGACCAGAAUUUGAAGUACUUAGGCUUGCUGGCGAUGGGCAAGAUUCUUAAGACUCAUCCCAAGUCAGUUCAGAGUCACAAGGAUUUGAUCUUAGACUGUCUCGAUGACAAGGAUGAGUCUAUACGUCUCAGAGCCCUGGACCUACUCUAUGGAAUGGUCUCUAAGAAGAAUCUGAUGGAGAUUGUCAAGAAGCUAAUGAUUCAUGUUGAUAGAGCGGAGGGUUCGCAGUAUCGGGAUGAACUGCUGGCUAAGAUCAUCCAGAUUUGCAGUCAGAAUAACUAUCAGUACAUCAUCAACUUUGAAUGGUACGUGAGUAUUCUAGUCGAGCUGACUAAGAUUGAAGGGACGAAGCAUGGCCACCUGAUUGCAUCACAGAUGCUGGAUGUAGCCAUCCGGGUCAAGGCUAUACGAGCCUUUGCAGUCCAACAAAUGGCCAAGCUUCUUGAGAACACCAGUUUGCUAGUCGGUUCCGCAGCUCAACUCAACGGUAUCUGUGAGGUGCUGUAUGCUGCUGCUUGGAUCGUUGGAGAAUUCUCCGACUUUCUGCUGGAACCACGCUCAACGUUAGAAGCCAUGUUGAGACAGAGGGUGACUAGCCUGCCAGGUCACAUACAGAGCAUUUAUGUUCACAACAUCAUCAAGCUGUACAGUGCAAUACUGAUGAAACUUGAACCAGACGGAGAGAAAGAACAGAUUACUGAAGUCACUCAACUCAUCUCUGAGAAACUGCCGGUGUUUGCUGAGAGUGCCAACCUGGAAGUACAGGAGAGGGCCUGCUGCAUUCUGCAAAUGCUGAAGUACAUUAACAAGCUGCAGGAGAAAGAUGUGGGCGUGGCCGAGGAGGUUGCCGCCCUCUUUGCUGGAGAACUGAAUCCUGUGGCUCCUAAAGCUCAGAAGAAGGUCCCUGUACCCGAGGGCUUGGAUCUUGACAAGUGGAUUAACGAGCCACCUUCAGAAAGUUCUGAUGAUGAAGUCACUAUUGACACCAUGUUUGUGCAUGACGCUCACAGGGGAACAUCAUUAAGAGUGAGCCAUAAGACAAAGUAUGAGGAACCUAAUGAGGAUGAACUACGUCGACGUCGCGACGUACGACGUGAGGAACAAGCUAGUAACCCACACUACCUGAAGGAUAGCCGCAAGAAGAAACUCAAAGAUCUGGCUGCUGAGAAUGACGUAACGGUUGACGGAAUUCCUGUCGCUAAGAUAGAUCUCAAUGUACCUCUCCAUGUACCUGGUUUUAAUGUGACCGAUGAGUACAUGAAGAAAUCCAAGACAUCUAAGAAACACAGGAAGAAACACAAGAAGGGCAAGAGAGGGCGCCAUAUAUCUGAGUCCAGUGAUGAUAUCAAGGUGGCUCAUACGGUGGACAUCGUGGGAGAAGAAAUGCCUGAGGGUGCAACAUUUUCAGACGAUGAUGAGGAUGACAGAGCUCUAGAUGAUCCCCACCGAGCGUUGGACAUUGAUCUGGAUAGGCCCUUGGAUGACCAUGACAAGAUUCCCAUCCGAGAACACCGUGUUGUUGCAGCGGGACUCAAGAUGGAAACGGGCCAGGAAGCGACGGAAAUCGCAGAGGGAGAGAAGCCCAAAAAGAAGCAUCAUCAUCAUCGGAAAGAGAAAGAACACAAGGAGAAGAAAAGCAAGAAAGAUAAGAAGCACAAGAAGAAGUCUGCUGAGGCAGUGGAAGAAACCCCAGCAACUAAUGAGGAGGCGGUUGAUUUGAUGCCUGGGAUGGAGGAAGCAGAGCCUACAAGGACGAACGGUCAGAUAACAGACGCAGUGACGCAGGCAAACACGGCUGGAGCAGAGGCUAAGCCAGAGGAACCCGCAAAGGAUGAUUUGAGUUUCUGGCUUUCCAAGGCUUCAGAUGAACCUAGCGUCGCAACGGUGGUUGAAGACGCUCCUGCAGAUACCAGUGAACCUCCACCUGAGGAGAAGCACAAGAAGCAUCACAAGAAGGAGAAAAAAGCCAAGAAAGAGAAGAAAGAGAAGAAGAAACGAUCGCAUAAAGGUCACCAUGGCGACGAAGAAAGACUUGAAGAAGAGGAGACGGGAAGGACGGAACAGAUGGAGAAUGGAACAGUGCAGGAGAGCGCACCAGAAGUAGUCAUACCACCAAUGUCCAGUUACAGACUUUUAGCUGAGAAUAAUUCUAUUAAAAUGAUGUAUGAAACAAGGGUAGAACUGAAAACCCAGAAUCAGGUCGUCGUGUCGGUAAUCUUCAGCAAUCUCACUUCCUCUCAUCUCAAGUCAUUGGACUUCAACGUCUUAGACUCUCUCAACACCAGGCUAAUACGAGUGGAUUUGACAAGUCAGCAUGAAGGAGUCAAGGUACCAUUCCAGUUGCCCCCUGGCAUGACGAAUGAGGGACAGUUUGCAUUCACAGUCAAGAGUAUUACCAUGGCACAGAAGCUGCGUGGAACAUUGACCUACAUGCUCAAGGAUGAUGCAGGUUCCACAAGUGAGAAGAUUGACUUCAAAGUGCACCUUCCCGUGUCGGCUUACUUUGUGCCUAAGCAGUGUUCCAGUGCUGAAUAUGCGGAGCUGUUGAGUGGAGGGGACUUGAGCAGCAAGCAGUCCAUGACCAUCCCCAAUAUUGAAAUGGACUUUUCCAUCGUCCUUGCCAGAGUACAUUUCUUUGGGCACCUUUCACUUGUUGAGAGGGUAGACACGACAGCCUCUCUGUAUGGUCAGUCAAUACAGGGCCAUCAAGUCUGUUUACUUCUUAAAGCAUUGCCAAACAAGAGCAUCUCUGUGGAUGGGAAGAGCUCUGAUUCCAGUCUCCUAUCCUCACUUCUUGAUGACGUCAAGACAUUCCUGACUGAAGCGUAAAAUUCUAUCCAUAUAAUUAUUCCAUAAGGCUGGUUCAGACUUCAUGCAAAUUCGAAUGCUCAGUGAAUUUGAUGUCAUAAAACAUUCACUGCAAAAUACCUGUGUUGAAAGAUGAUUAAUUUUUGUGAAUUUAUAAAAACCUUUCCUAACGUCACACAUUUGCAUUCUUGUUUGCUAUCAGAGUAUGAACGAGCCUUCACAUGGUAAAACAAACCAUGCUUAUUAAUGCGACACUGAACCUAAUCAUGUAACACUUCCCUUAACCUUAGUACUGUGACUUGUUUUAAACAAACAUAUCUUGUGUUAUAGGAAUGCGAAAUGAAUCAUUUGUUGCAAAUGUUGACUUUGAUCUGUAAGCCAUAUGCAUAGCAGCCAUCUUAGUAGGCGGUUGUUUUGUUCCUUGUGAUAGGCAUGAAUACGCCUGUGUUGUUCAUGCAUUGUUACUAAUUUGAAUGUACAAAAAUGCCCUCUAAGGUUGCCGUUAUGGAUAAGGCUUAUAUUAGCAGUUGAUGUCAGAAAAAAAAAGAAGAAAGAAAAAAAAGAAUCAUUUUAUAUUUGUCGGAUUAGAUGAAAUCUCUGUGCUGUCAAACCAGUCACCUUUCCGUUUACAAAGAAAUAACAAAUCUGGUUAUGAGGCAAAAACGCCCGUUGCAGACCAGCGUUCCUGAGGGAGCUGAACCAAAUAAUUCCUGACAAUCCAAAGAAGUUCAAAUUUGGUAACAAUUAAAAGCGAAUACACACCCAUUGUUGAAUUAUCGACUGUUGGUGUUGUUCGGAAAAUUAACACAUACAGUUCACUUGUCUGAAAGCAAACUUUAGACUGACUGUAGAGGCUUCAAAUGCUCUUUGGUUCGGUGCGUCUCUGGAACGCUAGUCUGUAACAGGUGUAAUGGAACAAAUUGUGUUAAUUUUUAAAGAAAAAAAUGAAUGUAAGGUCUGGUUUGGCUCCAGAGCUGCAGUAUAUCAAUGUUAAUAGAUAUAUUAUAUAUAUGUGUAUAAACAACAUAGUAAUUCCAAAGACAUUUUUUUGAUAUUAAGAUGUAGAAAUUAUGAAAACAGCAGCGGGUUAUGUAAUGGUUCUUGAGGAUGGGAAAAAAACUGGAAACUAUUGGAGGAGGGUUUUGGGUUUGGAGACGUGGGUUUUUUGAGGUGGUUAGCGGUUCAGGCUGGAGACGGAGGCUAGACAUUGACACAGCUUAGAUUGACAACAGAACGGUAUCAUUAGGUAGAUACAGCCACACACGGAGCUUAUACUCUCAUUAGUUGCCUUUGUAUUCCAAGAGUUAAUGAAUAACUGCUGGGUAUGAGGUCUCACACCAUCAAGUACCAGACUUCACACCUUCUCAUGGAGUUUAACACAAAGACAGCUUCAUUGAAAUGGAGCAAAUUUAAUGAGUUCAUCAGCAACCAUAGCUUCUUGGUAUCAUAACCUAAUGAAUAGCCAUCUCGUUAGUAGAUUGCGUACCGUUAUUUGGCUGGAUAAGAAAAUGCACAAACUGGAUGCGGAAAACAUUGGGUAGAAAAAGUGGGUACAAUUUGGAAAGUUCUACAUCUGCACUAAUGGGACAAACAGUCUGGACAGUUUACUAAUAAUAACCAUUCCUAUCAGUUUUAUUUGGCUAAACAUGACAAUUUUGUGUGAUAAAAUGAUGGUAUUUGCAAACAACAAUUGCAAACAAGUUGAGAAGUGUGUUUAUGUUGCUAGAAAGAUAUCAGGGAAUUUGUAUUUUUGGUCAGAUCAAGCCUGGAAAAGUUCCUGAAAACCGCAGAAUUUUCCGGGGGGGGGGGGGGGGGUCGAAGGAUAAAAGUGGAACAUCUAUUAGUCUCACAGCUAGAAUAAAUAUGUCUUUAAAUAAAUUUGAGUAUUUUAUGCCGGGUUAGGAACAAGCAAUGAAAUAUGGAAAAGAAAUUUCAUCUCGAACUGGCUUUUGAAAUAUUGCUUGAUAUUAAGUUAGUCUCUGGGAAAAUUCUUGCAUUUGUUGUCAGGAAAAAAUUAAGUUUCUUGUCAAUAUUCAUUUCAUUACUAACUUUUUUCCGUGUAUUAUUCCAUAUAAAAUAAAUUGAAUGAAUAUGCUGAUCUACUUGAUGUUGUAGAUAUUUCCUGUAGAAUACCAGCCGUAACAUUAUUAUGCUUGCAAUCCCCUGACCAUAAUGUGCUUGAUUAUUGUCAUGUGAUCAAUCCUUGUUACAUAUACAUUUGCCAAUAGGAUGUUAUCAAGAGAUAAUUGUAUUGUGGACAAUACUGUGUUUAGUUUUUCAUUCAGGCUUUCGUUUCAAUCUGUGGACAAUUCUUAAGUUGAUUCCUAUUAUGCACGUUAUAGCUGUACCUGUCCCAUCUACAUGUGGUCUGCCCUAAUAGCUUUUAGGCUGAAACCUGUCCAGUGCAGAGUACUUAACAAUUGAGUUUCGGAACAACAAAAAAGUAUUAAAGCAAGCUUGGAAACGAGGAUUUAAUGCAUUAUAACUUCUGUUUUGAUGGAAAUCCUAUUAACUGAAAUCCAGGGGUCACGAACACUGAUCAACGGGAUUGCACGGAAGCGGGGAAAACAAGAUAAAAUGCAAACGAGGGGAAGGAACGAGGAAUCGAAAUUGUGGCCAAGAUUUGACAUGGUUUGAUCUUUUCAAUACUUUCCAGAGCUUUCAAGAUAAUAACGUAUCAGUAUCAGUUUGACUUGGACAAAACCAAACAACUUCCAAUCCUAUUCUUGACUAAGAUUUUUGUCUGUUUGCCAUUUUGUUUUCUAUCAAACAGUAAUUGAACCACAGAACCAACCGUCCCUCGCUAAUGAUUUUACAUGUAGAUUUUUGUGACGUUAUAAAGUGUAAUUAAGAAAAAACAGACGCAGCUUGUUGGUGUUAUGUAGCAAAGCAUUUAUCCAAAAAUAAUAAAUGUAUCUUACCUGCGUACUCAUUGUGAAAUAAUUCAAAGUAGCAUUAGUUUACGAUAAUUUAGAAUGCUGGAGCUACGUUGUUUUAAGGAUAAUCCUAGGGUACUACGUGUACAUGAAAAUGGAAGAGACAAUCUGUUCAUUUUUUUGUUGAAUAAACAGGAAACAAAUGAAGGAAAACACCUAAAUUAUUAAAUUAUUAAAUCCAUUGGUGCAAUAACUAGUACCAGUGAAUGCAAUGAUGGCAUAUUGUUUUAAUAUCGAGUACUGUAUGAACUGUGAUCAUCGUGAACGUGUAUGAUAUAUCCAUACUGGCGUAUUAACUGUUCUGUUUUUUUUCCGAUAAAGGGAAAUAAAUAAAAAGGCCAUCAGUAUUACUGAUAA